AUGUCAAAUUGUCAAUCUACAAAUCGAUGGUUAAUCAAUCUAAAUAUGAUAUUUCAAUGUCUUGUACAAAAUUUAACUGAAGAUGCUAUAUUAACACGAUGGAAUGAGAUUUUAUCAUCAGUUAAUGGAACACGAGAUGAAACGUUUAGCCCAACUCUUCUUCGAAUUUUAACUAAUACUCAACAAUUACGUGGUUCAAUCGAUAUAGCAUGA
Rotaria sp. Silwood2 is the source of this 213-nucleotide messenger RNA. Lineage: Eukaryota; Metazoa; Rotifera; Eurotatoria; Philodinida; Philodinidae. The record is from the annotation of a GenBank genome assembly.